CCCAAGGGUGAUGCGUUCAUCGUCCGUCAGUGAUGUGUGUGUAGAGUCCCAAUCGCAACCACACAGCGGACAAUCGAUCGAUCGAUCAAUCCACACGCCGCCGGACAUGUCCAAACAACACCCCAACACAAACAGAGCGUCACGCUCAAGGGAAGGCAGUCAGUCCACACACACACACACACACACACACACAGCCGUUACGAUCGAUCACAGCCAGGCAGCCAGGCAGGCAGGCAGGCAUGAGGUGGAGUGAUGCACGCACAUGCAGGCGAAAAGGUGCGAGAGAGUGCGAGGGUGUGUGAGUGUGCAGGCAGGAAAGGAGAGAGAGAGAGAGAGAUACGAUCGAUGUGGAUGGAUGGCGAGCAGCAAUUACUUCCCCUCCUGUGUGUUGGUGUGUGUGUGUGCCCUUGCCCAUUCACGCAUGCAAUGUGUACACCCCACCACCGCCACACACCACAGCACACCACACCCAGCCGCCCAAUCGCCCGGAGACGGAAGCCCGACAAGAUGCCUCACGUCACGCGGGCGAGUGAAGCGCUUUAAAACCCCCUGGACAUACCACCCCCGAAAAAGUCACAACCAGAUCAGGCCACGCAGACGGAACUCAUGUUUGCCAAAGAGGCAUGCACCAGCCCGCUCUGCCUGGCCGCCUGACUGUGUGGCAGCUUGCGACAACACAAAAUAGAAGAGAACGAACGCCUUGACUUAGGCCUGAAAACCAACACGCACGCACACAGACGGAGAGAGGACAUCCAUCCAUCCAUCCAUAUGAGAGGGAGAGAGGCCGUGUGUGUGUGUGCUCACCGUGCUGGAAGGAACAAUAGGGUUGUUGGAUCGAUCAUCGGCCGCGAGGCCCGCCCCGGGCCCCCCGCAUUCCUCCUCUGUCCGCCCCUGCACCCCGGCCACGUCUGCCGGCAUCGCCACGGCCAGCAGGCGGGCCGCCACCACGCCACCCACCACGCCCGCCGCCACGGUGGCCCGGCGAGUGGCUUGCCGGACUUCCCUCCCCUCCCCGGCCCCUCCCCGACGGCAAACCGCGCCCCUUCUCCCGAUCGAAGUCGCGCCACGUCAGUCGACCGAAUGGCGAGAGUACCGCCGCAUACGGCGACGACGGCCCGGUCGGCUUGCCCUCAGCCCCCCGCUGAUGAUACGGGGUCUGGCCCUUGCUGCGGGCCUCGAGGCGCAGGAAGGCCUCGGCGGUGGUGAUGGAGUCCAUCUUGAUGAAUACGAAGGUGGGCGGCGAGAAGUGGGGGUUUGGGUUGGCCAUGCGGCUGGCUGCGGGGCGCUCGAUCUCCAACACCUUGCCGUUGGGGAUGUGGUACUUGAUGGCUUCGUUGAGUCGCUUCAGAAGUUUGUCGCAGUCCUUCUCGCUCAGCGUGUCGAUGUCGUCGGGCGUGUCCGAGCAGAAGAGCCACUGGGAGGGCUCAAUGGACCCCUGCAGCACCAUAGGGGCCGCUCCGAUGCCGGCACCGUUGCGGAACACCUGCUGCGGCCGCUCGCGACCGUGGCCGUGGCCGUGGGGAUGGCCCCCCGCCCCUCCCCCUCCCCCCUGAUGGCCGGAUCCAGCACCAUUCUGAAGGACAAACAGGCAGAGAAAGGUCAUGAGAUAGAUAGAUGGUGGGGCUUGUGGGGGUCGGUCUGUGCGUGUUGUGUGUCACCUGGGCUGGCUGUGCCUGGUGCUGGGGGCGUGGGUGUCGGGCCCGCGCCAUCGAAACGCCUGGAAAGACAACAAGAACCGACAGACAGCCACGGUGGUCACGCGGGCAAGUGGAUGUGAGUCCCCCGCCCCCCUCUGUCGCGCAAUUGUGUGUCGCCUUACUUUCUUGGAGAGUUGGACCGGUGUUGUUGAGUGUGACCAGCGGGGCCGUGGCGACAACGGCACCCCCUGCACCUGACGACACAUAUAGUCACGCACAUGUCAUGCACGGCCAUGGAUGCGUCCUUGCUCUUUCCCUCUCUCCCUGCCCGCCUGCCUGCCUGCUUGCCUGCCUGGCUGGCUGGCUGGCUGGCCGUGCCUCCCACCUUCCCGCUUACGUGGCUGAACGACGACGGGCGGGCGGCCCACAACAACACCGACCUGGUUGGCUCCAGCAGCCUCGUCAGCCCCGUUAGUCGCAUCCUGGCCCUCGCCUCCAUCGCCAUCCGCCGCCCCGUUCUCCUCCCCCUCAAACUCCCCGUCCUCGUCUGUCUCAUCCUCAUCCUCGUCAUGCACCUCUUCGUCAUUGUUGUCGGCGGGCGCCUCGGGGACCUCAGGCACCGGGGCAGCAGGGGUGGCCAUGUCAGCCACCUGCUGCACAGGAUCGCCCGCCGGCUGCUGGUGCGGGUCAGCAACUACUUGGCCAUCGUGGCCUCCCUCCUGAGGGGCGGGCUGCUGUGGCUGCUGUGGCUGCUGUUGUGCCUGCUGCUGCUCGGGCUGCUGCUGUGGCUGCUGUGGCUGCUGCUGCUGCUCGGGCGAUGGCGCGUUGUUGCCGCCACUCCCCCCGCUGCCGCCACUGCCGUUGCUGCCGUCUGAGGAGAGGGGCUCGAGAGGCGAGGACAUGUUGCUGCUCCCGUUGGUGUUCUGCUGGCCGACCGACGUGGAGCGGAUGCUGGUAGGGCCCAGGGGGAAACGAGGGCCGAAUGCAUGGCCGCCAUAGUUGGGUGGGGCAAGGCCGCCCGCGGGCAAGGCCGGGUGCAUGCCCCUAUCGCGGAACUCCCCAGUGUCCUUGCUGACGAGAAUGACGCAGCCCCCGUCCUCGACCGUGGGGACAAAUGCCAACACAAACACGCGCUUGGCGGCCCAGAGGUGCCCGCUCAGCUGCAGGUGCAUGCCCUCGACGCUCAGGCACCAUCUGCCGGCCUCCCGGAAGACCGCCAACUGGAGGCCGUACAUGCGGGAGUGCUUGAAGCGCGUCUCGUAGGCCUCGUAGACGCGGCGGAUGUCAGCUAUGCCGCGGGCCUCGUGCACCUCGCCACCGACGUCGGUCAAACGCAUCUCAGAACCUGUUGGCAACAGACAGACAACACACAGACAACACAACACGGAAUGGUGGGCCGAUGCAUCCCGCAGAGGCAGUCUCGCAGCUGUGCCGCUCACCAGGGUGGUAGAAGAUCUCUGCGCAGGUCUCUGGCGCCUCGGACAUGGUCUCCAGGAAGUGAGUAAUCCAGGAGGCGAUCAGGUUUUCGUACGUCAAGGCCAUGGCGCCCUCAACAACGCGAUAGAGGUCUCAGACCUCUCCCUGCUGCUCCCGGGCAGAGGGGCGGGAAGACGACAAGGAAUCCCUCUAUUCUGUGGCUGUGCACACACAGGGCAGGCCAACAGACAGGAAUGCGCACAGGAACUUGCUCCCGAGGGCGUGAAAGGUGACGUGGCGUGGCAUCAUACCCGAACCAAAAAUGAAAGAGAAAGACGACAGCCUAACUGUCCUCAGGACGGCCAACGUGAUGAUGAGCCAAAGGAAGGGCGCAGGGGAGCCAUCAG
This is a messenger RNA of Vitrella brassicaformis, 3460 nucleotides long. NCBI's taxonomy places the organism in Eukaryota, Vitrellaceae. The record is from the annotation of a GenBank genome assembly.